AUGGGGGUCCGGCUUGGAGUGAGCUGGAUGCUACAUCUGCUCAUCAUCGGUCUGUCACUGCUUGCUCUGACGUCGGCGAUUCCUUCUGGCCAUCAUGGCCAUCAACACACUCACCUACACAGGUCCUCUGAUCUUGGCUCCCGGCUCGAGAGUCGUGAUGGGAAACCCUUUCCCUUACGGAUCAUGCCUCUCGGGGCUUCGAUCACCACAGGUCUCAAGUCAUCGGAUAAAAAUGGGUACCGUAAAGUGCUGCGCCAACAACUCCGAUCUGCUGGAUGGGAGGUGAAUAUGGUUGGCUCGCUCAAGAGUGGCGAUAUGAAGGACAAUGACAAUGAAGGGCAUUCCGGCUGGAUCAUUGACGAGGUCGCCCAAGAGGCUGAAAAGACCAUUCCCAAGGCCCCUAAUCUUAUUCUUAUUAAUGCGGGCACGAAUGAUGCUGUUAAGCCUGUCCACCCUGAGUCAGCGGGCGAAAGGAUGAAUAAAAUGCUCACUCGUCUCUAUGAUGCAAUCCCGGGAACAACCAUUAUUCUCUCAACACUACUACCCAAUAAGGACGACAAGGCACAGGUCAACGUGUUGAAUAUUAAUGAGCAAUAUCGGAAUAUUGCAGCUACGCGUAUUAAAGAAGGCGACCGUCUGGUCUUGGCAGAGAUGAGUGAUGGUUUUAUUCAAGUGUCAGAGCUAGUCGACGGGACUCACCCAACCGAUGAAGGAUAUAAAAAGAUGGCCUCCGUAUGGUGGGCUGCAAUUCAGGAAGCAGAAUCCCGAGGACUUUUACAAAAGCCUAAGGAUAUUGGAGAGAGUGACUGGGCCGAUACAACCUGCGAGAAAAAGUUCGGCAGUGGAAACAGCGGAGGAAAGGUAAAAACCCAACGGGGGAGUGGCUGGGAUGACGGUGACUAUAAGCAUAGUUCCCAGCAUAUGGGACAAAUUAAACAGAUUGGGAUCACGAAUUCGAAGGAAGAUACCCAUCCCGGGAUUAAUUAUGCCCAGCUGGUUAACCAGGGAGGUGCUCACCGUGAGGGAGCUCUCGAUGAGCUUGUAUGGACUCGAGACGGUCUGGGUACUUGGAUGUAUCCCAAUAAUGGUAACGGCAACUUUGGAAAUCCCGUGAAAAUCGAUGUGAAGGAUAAUUGUCUUGCCCGAGGUGUACAUUGGGGUGAUUUGAAUAAUGAUGGGUUGGAUGAUUUUAUCUGUAUCAGUAGAGAAGGUGCAAUGUAUGCAUCAAUGAACCAAGGCGGCAGCCCUCCUCAAUUCAAGUCUAUUGGGCUGGUCAGGGCUGCACCUGGGGGAGAUCUGAAUCAAGCCAAUGUACGACUCGGUGAUAUUGACGGCGAUGGCCGUCUUGAUUACUGUCUGGCCAAGAACAACGGUGAUAUUCAGUGUUGGAGAAAUGGAGGCCAGAAGGACGCCCCAACAAAGGAGUUUGGUGGCUAUUGGCAAAACCUGGGGGUUGUCUUUACUGGUAAAGGUAUGGGCGAUCUGAGAGGUGUCCGUCUGGUUGAUAUCAAUGGUGACUUCCGGUCCGAUUGGCUUUGGCUAGAUGAAGAAGGUAAGGUUACUACAUAUAUUAAUCAGCGUGGCUCUGGCAAGGGUAGUCUGGCCCCAGAAUGGCGACGGAUUGGUGUUACCCACGCGGGUAUGGGUAUUAAGGGAGCCAGAGACCGGAUUAAGUUCGGCCAGGUUUAUCCAGGAGGUGGUGCCGAUUAUGUGUGGAUAGAGUCUAUGAAGAAUGCGAAGACUUACAACCACUACACCCAUGUAUGGAAGAAUACAGGCAGGGGUGGAACUACUCUAAAGGCCGACGGCGAUUUCUACUGUGACUGGCGUGGCACUGGUGCAGAUGAUUAUAUCUGGGUUUCCCCUACAGGACGCGGCUUACUCUAUGGCAAUAUCCAUAAGCCCCCCGUCUGGGUCCCGGAGGGCCCGGAAAUCUUCAAUAUUGGAAGAGAACGCAAGAGUAUUCACCUGGCUGAUUUCGAUGGUGACGGCAAGUGCGACAUUUGGGCUGUCAACCGUGAGACUGGUACGGCAGAGGUGUGGAUCAACAAUUGGAACGAUGAUAUUAAGGGUGGCUUCCUUACAUAUAAAGGGAUCAUUAGCGGAAACGUGAAAUGUACUGAAGGAUGGGGAGUUGGGCUUUAUGAUAUUGGCGUAAGGAUAGCUGAUUUGGACGGUGACGGUCGCGCAGAUUACCUGUGCAUGGAACCGAAUGGACGAACAGUUGGAUGGUUGAACAAGGGUAUCAAUAACUUCCAGUCCCAGGGCCAAGUUAAACGCCCUCAGGGAUACGACCGCGCCAAUCAUCGCUGGGCCGAUGUAGACGGUGAUCGUCGUGUUGACUUCCUGUGGGUCGACAAGUUCAAUGGCAAUACAUUGGUUUGGAUCAACAAAGGCCCAAUCCCUACCGCGGGAUCCAGUUGGAAGUGGGAGCUCCUGGAUGGCCCGCGAUAUCAAGGAUCAGAUAGAGGGGCAAAUCUAUUCUUCCCCAAUCUUGGUGGAUUGGGUCGAGCUGAUAUGCACAAUGUCAUACCACGCACUAACAUCGCGUACACAUGGUUCAAUACCUGUCCUGGAAGUGAUAGCAGCGCCGUAGACGAUGGUGACCCAUCCAAGGAGCCUGGACUACCUCCAUACAACCCCCCUGAUCAGCCUACUCCUACUGGCAAGCCGCCAAUCACCCCGACUCCGACUGGCAAUGCGGGUGAUGAACCGCCUAAAGGCUAUUAUGAACAUUGGCCCCUCGAUGAUAAGGCUCGCGAAGACGCCAUAUGCGGUGACAUGAAUCAAUUGGAUAAAGAGCUGUGGAACAAGAUGGAUACGGGGUCUUGGCUUAUUACCACAGCUGGUUGGUACCAGAAGCUUGCUCUCGAUCCGAACAGUGACUUUAAGUGGCCCGGUGGCGAAGGGGGGGCUGGUGGCAUAUCCCUCGCCCUUUCCGCCUACCAGGGGCUUAAAAAUGACGGGAAAUACGUAUGGGAUUGUGUAAACCCCCGGGAGAAAUGUACCGUGGAUAACCUGAGCGACUCGGACUUUUGCCGAGAUGGCCGCAUGUACCGAGUCCAGGCUCUGCAUGCAGUCCGUAAUUUGGCAAGGUACCUUGGAAUUGUGCACACCGUCAUGGGGGAAGUUUGGAACAGCAUGAGCUUCAAAACCGCCAGCAUGCGAUCUUGGUCCCGACGCGGCCUAACUCUUGCAGCUGGUGUGGCAAGUAUCAUUGCCGGAUUCUUCGAAAACUCUCUGGCAGGCAUACCUGCGGGGGUAGCAACGUUUGGGGCCGCCGCCGUGACGACGCUCGAUGAAACCACUGGAGACUCUAUUCGGUUCAACACGUAUGCGGAGCUAGGCGAUAAAGCGGACGACAUCAAGACUGCGGUUACAAACAGUCUAGAUGCUUUUUACAAGAAGCUCUUUCUGACUACACCCCCAGCUGACCCUAAUUGGGUCACCCUACCCACUUCUGUACCGCGCAUAUUGCAAAGCGGGUAUUUCGCGGGUAUUGACAGCCUCAACAAGGAUAGUCCAGUGAUGCCGAAAAGCGAGGAACUUAGGAAGCUUGCUGCUGCGCCGUUGAUUAAUAUGCUGUGGAAAAAGGAUCUAGUCAUUGUUGUCAAAAUCGAUAAUGAUUCUAUUUUCACUCGAGAUGGUUCGGCAUACCACCCUUGUGACAAGAACGGCGACAUCGAUGAGAAUCAAGACAGCACAGAUUUCAAGUACUGCAACCCAGAUGGCAGUGCCUUCCUCCUGCUUAUCAAGGACGAACUACGCAACUCGGCUCAUACGCCCAAAAUCCGGCCCCCGAAAGGGAUUGCCGAACUGCAGUCCGAAUACGGAUUCAACGGCCAUGACGUCGCUCGAUCCGCCUAUCUGAUUCAAAAGACAACAAACGAGUGGAUUUCUGCGAUGGACGCAGGCUCAUACUUCAGUUGGAUUCCCCAAACAUCUGGGGCUGACAUUCCUGCGUGGCAAAUGAUGAGGUGGAGCCUGCCAGUCUGUGACUUCACAGGCGGAACCAUCGAACCUACAGAAUGCCUUGACUAUACCAAAUGGUCCCAGUGCGUAUUGGAGAAAGUCAAGUAUGUUUGCGGGCGCCAGGCGGGGUGGCCAGAGGACUAUGUGUACACCCCUUGGGACUACCAUGAGGGAAAGCCCUAUUCGGAGGCUUCGAGUCCUGAUGAUGUGGUCCAAUCCUUGAUGCGCGGUUGA
Aspergillus nomiae NRRL 13137 is the source of this 4206-nucleotide messenger RNA. RefSeq lists its product as uncharacterized. The record is from RefSeq and is a predicted model, not a curated record. The transcript has 19 exons. NCBI's taxonomy places the organism in Eukaryota, Fungi, Ascomycota, Eurotiomycetes, Eurotiales, Aspergillaceae. Gene Ontology annotation, molecular function: phosphatidylcholine lysophospholipase A1 activity. The coding region runs from base 1 to 4206 and encodes 1401 amino acids.